Molecule: messenger RNA, 3851 nt
Organism: Trichechus manatus latirostris (Florida manatee)
Lineage: Eukaryota; Metazoa; Chordata; Mammalia; Sirenia; Trichechidae
Gene: IPO4
Product: importin 4
Exons: 30
Coding region: 3-3311 (1102 amino acids)
Biological process (GO): protein import into nucleus
Cellular component (GO): cytoplasm; nucleus
Molecular function (GO): nuclear import signal receptor activity; small GTPase binding
Source: RefSeq, a predicted model, not a curated record
GGAUGUCAGCGCCUCCACGUGCUGCCUCUCCCUCCUCCCGGCCCAGUAGCGGCAGCUACCCUGCUGCCAUGGAGCCUGCCGGCCUGGAGCAGAUCCUACGGGAGCUACUACUGCCAAACACCGAGCGCAUCCGCCGGGCCACCGAGCAGCUCCAGAUCGCUCUUCGGGACCCUGCCGCCCUGCCCUUGCUCUGCAACCUGCUGGCCUCGGCGGCCGACCCCCAGAUUCGCCAGCUCGCGGCCGUGCUGACCCGCAGACGUCUGAACACUCGCUGGCGGCGGCUGGUGGCGGAGCCUCGGGAGAGUCUCAAGUCCGCGGUCUUGACGUCCCUGCAGAGAGAAACGGAGCACUCUGUGAGACUCAGCCUGGCCCAGCUCACAGCCACCAUUUUUCGGAAGGAAGGCCUGGAGGCCUGGCCUCAGCUCAUGCAGCUUCUUCAGCACAGUACCCACAGCCCUCAUGUCCCUGAGAGAGAGAUGGGACUUUUGUUGCUGAGUGUGGUGGUGACCUCCCGACCCGAAGCCUUCCGACCCUACCACCGGGAGCUUCUUCACCUUCUGAACGAGACCCUUGGUGCAGUGGGCAAUCCUGGGCUGCUCUUCUACUCCCUGCGCACUCUGACCACCAUGGCCACCUACCUUGGCACUGAUGAUGUGCCUCUCGCGCGGAUGUUGGUGCCGAAGCUCAUCGUGGCUGUGCAGACUCUCAUUCCCAUAGAUGAGGCAAAGGCCUGUGAGUCCCUAGAGGCCCUGGAUGAGCUCCUGGAGUCAGAGGUGCCCAUUAUCACCCCCCACCUCUCUGAGGUCCUCGCAUUCUGCCUGGCGGUGGCUGGAAACACGGCCCUGGGUGAUGCAGUACGUGUGCGUAUUCUUUGCUGCCUCACUUUCUUGGUCAAAGUCAAGAGCAAGGCCUUACUGAAGAAUCGUCUGCUGCCACCCUUGCUGCACACCCUUUUCCCCAUUAUGGCUGCCGAGCCCCCCUUGGGCCAGUUGGAUCCCGAGGACCAGGAUUCGGAAGAUGAAGAAUUGGAGAUUGGGUUGGUGGGAGAGACUCCCAAGCAUUUUGCCGUACAGGUCAUGGACAUGCUGGCACUACACCUGCCCCCCGAGAAGCUCUGUCUCCAGCUGAUGCCCAUGCUGGAAGAGGCCUUGCAGAGUGAGAGCCCAUACCAGCGCAAGGCUGGGCUCCUGGUACUGGCCGUGCUGUCUGACGGAGCUGGCGACCACAUCAGGCAGAGACUGCUGCCCCCACUGCUGCAGAUCGUGUGCGAGGGCCUGGAGGACCCAUCCCAAGUUGUGCGCAAUGCUGCGUUGUUUGCCCUGGGCCAGUUUUCAGAGAACCUGCAGCCCCAUAUCAGCAGCUAUUCAGGACAGGUGAUGCCGCUGCUUCUUGCCUACCUGAAGUCAGUGCCACUUGGACACGCACACCACCUAGCCAAGGCCUGCUAUGCCCUGGAGAAUUUUGUGGAGAACUUAGGGCCCAAGGUGCAACCCUACCUUCCGGAACUUAUGGAUUGUAUGCUGCAGCCUCUGAGGAACCCCAGCAGCCCCCGGGCCAAGGAGCUGGCUGUGAGCGCCCUGGGGGCCAUUGCCACAGCUGCCCAGGCCUCCCUGCUACCCUACUUCCCCACUAUUGUGGAGCACCUGCAGGAGUUCCUCUUGACAGGCCACGAGGACCUUCAGCCUGUGCAGAUCCAGAGCCUGGAGACGCUGGGGGUGCUGGCACGAGCAGUGGGGGAGCCCAUGAGGCCCCUGGCUGAGGAGUGCUGCCAGCUGGGGCUGGGCCUAUGUGACCAGGUAGACGAUCCUGAUUUGCGGCGCUGCACGUACAGCCUGUUUGCAGCCUUAUCAGGGCUGUUGGGGGAGGGCCUGGCCCCCUACCUGCCACAAAUCACCACGCUCAUGCUGUUGUCACUGCGCUCCACUGAGGGCAUUGUGCCUCAGUAUGACGGCAGCAGCUCCUUCCUUCUGUUUGACGAUGAGAGUGAUGGGGAGGAGGAGGAGGAGCUCAUGGACGAAGACGUGGAAGAGGAGGAGGACUCAGAGAUCUCAGGGUACAGCGUGGAGAAUGCCUACUUUGAUGAGAAGGAAGAUACCUGUGCAGCCCUGGGGGAGAUCUCUGUGAACACCAGUGUGGCCUUCCUUCCCUACAUGGAGAGUGUCUUUGAAGAAGUAUUCAAGCUGCUGGAGUGCCCUCACCUGAAUGUGCGGAAAGCGGCACAUGAGGCCCUGGGUCAGUUCUGCUGUGCGCUGCACAAAGCCUGUCAAAGUUGCUCCUCGGAACCCACCUCUGCUGCUCUGCAGGUUGUCCUGGCCCGGGUGGUGUCAUCUUACAUGCAGGCGAUCAGUGGGGAGCGGGAGCGCCAGGUGGUGAUGUCCAUACUGGAGGCGCUGACGAGUGUGCUGCGCAGCUGUGGGACCCUUGUGCUGCAGCCCCCUGGGCGCCUUGCUGAGCUCUGUAGUGUGCUCAAAGCCGUGCUGCAGAGGAAGACAGCCUGCCAGGACACUGAUGAGGUGGAAGAAGAGAAGGAGGACCAGGCUGAAUAUGACACCAUGUUGUUAGAGCACGCUGGAGAGGCCAUCCCUGCCCUGGCAGCUGCGGCUGGGGGAGACGCCUUUGCCCCCUUCUUUGCUGGCUUUUUGCCGUUAUUGCUAUGCAAGACAAAACAGGGCUGUACAGUGGCAGAGAAGUCUUUUGCAAUGGGGACACUGGCAGAGUCCAUUCAGGGACUGGGUGCCGCCUCAGCUCAGUUUGUCUCUCGGCUGCUCCCCGUGCUGUUGAGCACCACACGGGAGGCAGACCCCGAGGUGCGGAGCAAUGCCAUCUUUGGGCUGGGAGUGCUGGCAGAGCAUGGGGGCCGCCCUGCCCAGGAACACUUCCCCAAGCUCCUGGGGCUCCUGUUGCCCCUCUUAGCACGGGAGCGCCAUGAUCGUGUCCGUGACAACAUCUGUGGGGCCCUUGCCCGCCUGCUGAUGGCCAGUCCCACAAGGAAACCGGAGCCCCAGGUGCUGGCUGCCCUGCUGCAUGCCCUACCACUGAAGGAGGACUUGGAGGAGUGGGUCACCAUUGGGCAUCUCUUCAGCUUUCUCUACCAGAGCAGCCCUAACCAGGUUGUUGAUGUGGCUCCUGAGCUGUUGCGCAUCUGCAGCCUGGUUCUGGCUGACGUCAAGAUCCCAGCAGAGGCCAAGUCCGCACUGCUGCUUCUCCUGACCUUCCUGGCCGAACAGCACGCUGACAGCUUCCAGACAGCCUUGGGCUCGCUGCCUGGUAACAAGGCUCAGGAGCUCCAGACCAUUCUGAGCUUCACCUAGACUGUGGGCUGUGGCCAGGCCAGAAGAAUAGAGCAGCCCAAGCCUCAAGACCACUUUUCAGCCUAGUUCCAGCUUGCACCUUACCAAAGAUUCUGCACCUCAUGCCCACUGGGAGUCUCAGCCCUGUUUGCUACCUUACAGGGGUGUCCCUGGGGGUGGACUUGUUAUACUGUGGGACAACACAAAUGGAGUCUUGACAUCAUGCUGUAAUAAAGGCAGUCUUCUGCUUGCACAGUAGCUCUGAGGGCAGGAAGGAUGGAGAUGCGCAUUCAGAAAGGAGGCAGGUAGGGCCCAGUAAGGCAGGACAUGGUUUAAUGUAGCCGGUUUCUUGGCAGCUUUGUAAAUGGGCUCUAACCACUGUAGAAUCGGGGUCCUGGCUUGAUCAAGAGGCGCCCAUAUGGCUUCUCUUGUUCCACACGAAGAAUCUGCUGUGCUGAGAGCACUGGGCAGGAGGGGAGGCAAGGGCAAGGUCAGGGCACUCUGUCCCUGCCCCACUUUGGUCCCUACAGCAGCCUCUGGCCCAUGUGUCCCCCACCCUAC